This is a messenger RNA of Symphalangus syndactylus (siamang), 2074 nucleotides long. RefSeq names its product meiosis specific with OB-fold (gene MEIOB). Gene Ontology annotation, molecular function: single-stranded DNA binding; single-stranded DNA 3'-5' DNA exonuclease activity. The record is from RefSeq and is a predicted model, not a curated record. Lineage: Eukaryota; Metazoa; Chordata; Mammalia; Primates; Hylobatidae. Gene Ontology annotation, biological process: resolution of meiotic recombination intermediates.
GGCCUCUCGCUAACGGUCGCGAGGCCGUCGCACCUGCACGAGGCUGUGGCCCGAGAGUCCUGUGGAGAAGCCGCGAAGCGCGGGUGACCCGGGGGUCGGGCGGGCCAGGUCCGCGAGGCCGCGGCUGCAGCUGUGCAGGCCCGGGGAGCAUCUGGCCGGGCGAGCCUCGGAGUCUCAGGCUGGAGUGUAGCAGUGUGAUCUUGGCUCAGUGCAACCUCUGCCUCCCAGGUUCAAGCACUUCUUCCUGCCUCAGCCUCCUGAGUAGCUGGGAUUACUGGCGCCCGCUACCACGUGAGGUUUCGCCGUGUUGGCCAGGCUGAUCUUGAACUCCUGACCUCAGGUGAUCCACCCACUUCAGCCUCCCAAAAUGCUGGGAUUGCAGAUUAAAAAAAUGGCAAACUCCUUUGCAACGAGGACCUUCACUACCCUUUCAGGUCUGCAGCCAAAUAUGGCUAAUCUGAAAGUUAUCGGUAUAGUUAUUGGGAAAACAGAUGUCAAAGGCUUUCCAGACAGAAAAAAUAUUGGAUCAGAAAGGUACACUUUCAGCUUCACCAUUCGGGAUUCACCAGCACAUUUUGUAAAUGCAGCUUCCUGGGGCAAUGAAGAUUACAUCAAGUCUCUUUCUGACAGCUUUAGGGUUGGUGACUGUGUGAUAAUUGAAAAUCCUCUGAUCCAAAGAAAGGAAAUAGAAAGAGAAGAAAAAUUCUGCCCUGCAACUCCUAGUUGUAAACUAUUGCUCAGUGAGAAUCACUCAACAGUAAAAGUUUGUUCCAGUUACGAAGUGGACACAAAGUUACUUUCUUUGAUACAUUUACCUGUUAAAGAGUCUCAUGAUUAUUAUUCACUGGGUGACAUUGUUGCAAAUGGACACAGUCUUAAUGGGAGGAUUAUUAACGUGCUUGCAGCUGUGAAGUCGGUUGGAGAGACAAAAUACUUUACAACUUCAGACCGGAGAAAAGGCCAGAGGUGUGAAGUUAGACUCUAUGAUGAAACAGAGUCUUCUUUUGCAAUGACAUGUUGGGAUAAUGAAUCCAUUCUACUUGCACAGAGCUGGAUGCCACGAGAAACAGUAAUAUUUGCCUCAGAUAUAAGAAUAAGUUUUGACAAAUUUCGGAACUGCAUGACAGCAACUGUAAUCUCAAAAACCAUUAUUACAACUAAUCCAGAUACACCAGAAGCUAACAUUCUGCUGAAUUUUAUACGAGAAAAUAAAGAAACAAAUGUUAUGGAUGAUGAAAUUGACAGUUAUUUCAAAGAAUCCAUAAAUCUAAAUACAAUAGUUGAUGUCUAUACAGUUGAACAAUUAAAGGGAAAAGCUUUGAAGAAUGAAGGAAAAGCUGAUCCUUCCUAUGGCAUCCUUUAUGCCUACAUUUCCACACUCAACAUUGAUGAUGAAACUACAAAAGUAGUUCGAAAUAGAUGUUCCAGCUGUGGUUAUAUUGUAAAUGAAGCAUCUAACAUGUGCGCAACUUGCAACAAAAACUCCUUGGACUUUAAAUCUGUCUUUCUCAGUUUCGAUAUGCUGAUUGAUCUGACUGAUCACACAGGCACCCUUCAUUCCUGUAGUCUCACAGGAAGUGUUGCUGAGGAGACUUUGGGCUGCACGGUAAAUGAGUUUCUUGCAAUGACAGAUGAACAGAAAACAGCAUUAAAGUGGCAAUUUCUCUUGGAAAGAAGCAAAAUUUACUUAAAAUUUGUUCUAUCACACAGAGCAAGGAGUGGAUUGAAAAUUAGUGUACUCUCGUGCAAGCUUGCAGAUCCUGCUGAGGCAAGCAGAAACUUGUCUGGACAAAAGCAUGUUUAAAAUGCUCUAUCGUUUUAAACUCUGGAAAAGUAUAUGAGUUUCAACUCCCUUUAAAAUGGGAUAUUAAUUUGAAAAUUAUGGGGAAAAUUGCAUUUUGUUUACAUGUGGUGAACAUGUUUCUAGAAAUUGUUAUGGUGGAGGUGGUCUGGGUGAUUCUGAAGGCCUCUCUCAUCUGAUGUCCCUUCUUAGAAAGCCUCCUACUGUCUUUGCCUUGUCUCCUCCCAAGUUGGAAAAUGUUUACAUGAAUUAAUAAACAGAUUUAAUCUUCUA